Molecule: messenger RNA, 3693 nt
Organism: Canariomyces notabilis
Lineage: Eukaryota; Fungi; Ascomycota; Sordariomycetes; Sordariales; Chaetomiaceae
Exons: 3
Biological process (GO): endosomal vesicle fusion; autophagy; vesicle-mediated transport
Cellular component (GO): cytoplasm; fungal-type vacuole membrane
Source: RefSeq, a predicted model, not a curated record
AUGGCAUCCGACCCGCAGAGGAAGCAGCUGAGAGCAGCAGAUGCACUCUAUUCCAAACCAAACCCGUUCGAGCUGCGCCCGCUGCUUCACGACGUCCCGCUGUCAGCUGACGGCAAGAAUGAGGAUAUCAAGAUAAACUGCGUGGAUUACUUGGACGGUAACCUCUAUGUCGGCACCAGCGCCUCCGAACUCCUCCAUUUCUUCCGCAUCCCGCCUGAUCCCAGUGACCCGAGCGGCAGCGCAGCUUUUAUUCUUGCCUCUCGCCUACCCCCAUUGUACUCUGAGCCUGCCGGCGCCCCCAAUGGUUCACUGCCUGGUGUGCAGCAGAUCCUCUUGCUCCCGCGCGUCGGAAAGGCUUGCGUGCUGUGCAAUUGGACCGUCACUUUCUAUUCGCUGCCAGAGUUGAGUCCGGUAUUCGGUGCGACUCAGGUGCGAAACUGCAACUGGAUCGGCGGGGUGGACUUGAACGAGGGUGCUGGUGAUGCUAGGAAUGAGAGGUCGAAUGGCGUUACCAUCCUCCUGUCGCUGAAUCGCCGGAUACAGGUAGUCAGAAUAGGGGAAGAAGAUGCUCGCGUCGUCAGGAAAAUCGACUUCGCUGGGAGCACGCUUUCGGUACGCAGGGAUUCUAUCGCAUGCGUCGCCGAUUCAAAAAGUUAUGCUUUGCUGGAUGUUGAUCGCCAACUCAAGAUCCCGCUUAUGAGCAUCUCCUCCCUGGAAGACUCACAGUCGGGCGUCACUUUUGGACAGGCCCAGAAUAUCGGUGGCGCCCCAGACAAUGGGCUCUCUAGGAGUGCUUCCUCCUCCACGACGCGUGCGCCGGCCAACUCUUCGGGUCAUUCUAGGAGUACUAGCUUAGGCGGUUUUAUGACAGGCAUUCGGAGGAAUGACAGGAGGACAGGGGAGCCUGACGAACCUGUCUUUCACGACUCCGAUGCGCCGCCGCCGCCGCCGUCGCGCAGUCCCGCGCCAGCAGACAAGGCCUUGCCUCCUCCUCCGCCGGGGGAUUCCAGCGCACUUUUAGCCGCACAGGCUGCCGCUCCCCCAACCCGGACGGCGACGCCUCCAAUUCGGGCAACACCGUCGCCAAGACCCGGCUCCGUGUUUUUGAAGCCCCAUAUAGUAUCCCCUACUGCUGAAGAAUUCCUUCUUGUCACAGGAACCGGUCCUCUUGAUCCCGGAAUUGGUAUCUUUGUGAAUCUCGACGGAGAUCCGACGCGCCCUACGCUUGAUUUUGAUAGAUAUCCCCGCGAAAUUGCGGUGGAUGGAGGCGCGGAUUCGUCGUACUCAGGAGCAUCCCUUGGCGCCGAAGACGAGUGCUAUGUUUUCGCGUCGAUGACCAAAGAAUUUGAAGAUGGCUUGCAUCACGGCCUCGAAAUACAGCGCUCUGACGCGAACGCACGUGAAGGUGAGCCGGAGAAGUGGUGGCUUGAGGUCAGGGACAAUGACUCCAAGAAACCGAUGCCUAGUACUCCGAUAGGUAUUCGGUCGAUGCUUCAGAGCGAGGAGAUGUAUUUUGAGAGCAUCGUCAAGCGCCUCUGUCAAAGAAGGUUCUCGCCCUUUAGAGGACAUCCGGAAACCCCAACCAUGUCCCUGAAAAGCAACGACUCUCGCACUGCGCUUUCGUUACAGCGACUUUCUCAAGAGAAGGAGCUGUUUGACCGUGACCCCGAGUCCGAUGACGAGCCGUUACCCUCAGGAUGGGAGGCCACGAGGAAUCAAGAGGGAGAAGAUUUUGUGCGACGACUUGCGAAAACCUCAUCCCGCCUGGCUGUCUGGGCGGGAUGCAACAUAUGGUGGGCUGUACGGAACCCAUUGCUACUGCAGCUAGAUUCUGCCCUGGAGUUGGCGACCUCUCAGUAUGAGGAAAGGAACUCGACCAAGCUAGAGUCACGGCGGCAACUACUGUCUCUCCUCAACGAAAUCAAGCAUCGCGAAGCAAAAACAGAGCUCGAAUUCAUGACGCUAGCUUACAUAAGGCAGAAAGCAAGUGUUAUGCUCCUAGCGACCUUCUUAAGGUCGCUAGAGCCGCCCUUCACAGACCCAGAGACCAAAGAAAUGGAGGAACACCUGCUGGCCAGUGAUUUAGACGCUAGAGUGGUCCUCUCCCUAAUCCCAGCUCUUCGAAACGAAAUCGUUGUGAACCGAAGAGGGAUAUGGAUCUACGGCGGCAUAAAAGACGUGGUCGAGGAGUACAUUUCAGCCGAGCCAGAGAACCUAGUCAUCCAAGGGGUCGGCUCCCUAAAGCCUCAUACUCUCCAGUUCCUGAGGCGCUUUUUAACUGCCUGGAGAAAGAAGAAGGGGUUCGGCAGCAUAGCCAACGAGGUAUUUCGGACCGUAGACGCUUCCCUGCUGCUAGUUCUCCUCGAACUCGACCAAGAAACACCAGUGGGCCAGGCUGCCAAACCCAGCUCAGCCCGCAAGGAACUCUACGACCUAGUCGACCACGGAGUGGACUGUUUUGACAGGGCAGUAGAUCUGCUCGAGACCUACCGUCGGCUCUUUGUUCUCAGUCGGCUUUAUCAGCAUCGCAAAAUGGCCGCAGACGUGCUCGCAACAUGGAGACGUAUCAUCGAGGGCGAGGAAGACAGAGGUGGCGAGCUAGGUGACGGCGAGCAGCGCGUCAGAAGCUACCUGUCAAAUGUCAGCAACCAGGCCCUAGUGCAAGAAUACGGCGUCUGGCUUGCCGGGCGAAACCCCAAGCUCGGUGUUCAAGUAUUCACCGACGAAAAGGGAAGAGUCCCUAAAUUCGAACAUAGUCAGGUUGUCGCCCUGCUCCGCAAAGAGGCGCCAGACGCCGUCAAGUAUUACCUCGAGCACCUUGUUUUUGGCAAGGGAAACACGGGGUAUGUCAACGAGCUCAUUGCGUACUACCUCGACAUUGUCAUCAGUGACCUGCAGACGUCGCCUGCUUCUCGCGAGACGGUCGCCGCCUCGUAUGACGCUUACCGGGCCCUCAAGCCGCCCAAGCCAACCUACCUCAGCUUUCUAGCCGACAACGCGCCGGCCAACGACGAAAUCUGGCAGAGCCGUCUGCGCCUUCUCCAGCUUCUCAGCGGCGGGCACGACUACGACGUGGCUACCAUCCGCCGACGCAUCGACGAAUUACAAGCGGUUUCCCCGCCCCAACCAAACGGGCUGCGGCAUGAUCCCGUUGCCGACGGCUCCGGCGCGCGCGCCAUUCGCCAGCAGUUACUCGUCCCCGAGGCCAUCAUCCUCGACGGCCGUGCGCGACGGCAUGAGGACGCGCUCCGCCUGCUCGUGCAUCGUCUCGGCGACUAUGACACGGCCGUGAGCUACUGCCUGCGCGGGGCCGGCGCCGCCUUGACUCCGGCCGGCGCCCGCCGCAGGCGGGACAGCGACAGCAGCCUGCCGCCGACCUGGGAGGAGCAGACGCGCCUUUUUGGCGUGCUCCUAGGGGAAUUCCUGGUCCUGGAGGACCCGGACGAGCGCAUUGAGCAGACCGGGGCUCUGCUGGAACGGUUUGGCGGCUGGUUUGACGUGCUGCAGGUGCUGAGCCUCAUCCCGGAUGACUGGCCCGUUGAGGUUGCUGCGGGGUUCCUGGCCGCUGCGCUGAGGAGGCUGGUAUGUGAAGGCCGCGAGGCAAUGGUUGCCAGAUCAUUGAGCGGGGCCGAGAACUUGAAGGUGGGCUACGAUUUUGUGGUGAAAAUGGAGGAGAAGGGUUCGUUGGUGGAU